UCUUCUUGGAAUAACCCAUUUUGAUUUUGGUUUGGAUUUAGCAUUUCUUCUUUGCUUCUUCUUCUCGUUCGCUGAAAAUGGCAAGCUUCUUUCACAGGCUCGCCAAAUCCGCUCCAUUGGCCUUCUCCAAUGCCUUCGGAGCCCAACGCAAGUCCCGCCAUGGAAUCCCCUUCGGAGCUCUCGCCGCAAUUUCCGGUGGAUUCUCCUACUUCUACUUCUACUCCUCGCCGCAAUUGGCACAUUUAGAUCAAAUCAAUGAAGAAUCAGGCCCAAAAGUUGCGUUGAAUCCGGAUAAGUGGAUUGAAUUUAAGUUGCAAGACACUGCGAGGGUUAGCCACAAUACUCAAUUAUUCAGAUUUUCAUUUGACCCCACUGCGAAAUUGGGCUUGGAUAUUGCUUCCUGCAUCCUUACAAGGGCUCCACUUGGACACGAUGUUGAGGGGAAACCAAAAUAUGUUGUACGCCCGUACACUCCAAUAUCAGAUCCAGAUUCGAAGGGUUUUUUUGAUUUAUUAAUUAAGGUGUAUCCAGAAGGAAAAAUGAGUCAGCAUUUUGCAAGCCUAAAGCCAGGCGAUGUGGUGGAAGUGAAAGGGCCCAUUGAAAAGCUUAGAUACUCUCCCAAUAUGAAGAAACACAUAGGCAUGAUUGCAGGUGGCACAGGAAUUACUCCAAUGCUUCAGGUUAUUGAGGCUAUACUGAAAAAUCCCGAUGAUAACACACAGGUCUCUCUAUUGUACGGUAAUGUUUCCCCAGAUGACAUACUGCUUAAACAGAAACUUGACUUUCUAGCAGCUAGCCACCCAAAUCUUAAGGUAUACUAUACAGUAGAUAAUCCUACAAAGAAUUGGAAAGGAGGCAAAGGUUACAUAUCAAAGGAGAUAGUUUUAAAAGGCUUACCUGGUCCUGGUGAAGAUACCCUCAUCCUUGUUUGUGGCCCUCCUGGGAUGAUGAAACAUAUUUCAGGUGAAAAAGCUAAAGACUGGACACAAGGAGAGCUCAGAGGCAUACUCAAAGAACUUGGAUAUACAGAGGAAAUGGUUUACAAAUUUUGAGCGACAAUGUCAGGUCGCAUCUGAAGCAGUUUUUAUGCUCAUUUCCAGAGUAACUGCAAUAAAAUGUUUUCUCAAGUAACACUGAUCCAUAUAUACAUAGAGACGGAUUUUCAGUAGAAAAAUCACUUAUUAGUGUCCAUGCUUGUUUGGGUUUAACUUUGGAAGAAAUUUCCAGUGUUCUCCAUGGCGGUUUUUUUUUUUUUUUUUUUUUUUUU
Morus notabilis is the source of this 1267-nucleotide messenger RNA. RefSeq names its product NADH-cytochrome b5 reductase-like protein. The record is from RefSeq and is a predicted model, not a curated record. The coding region runs from base 78 to 1052 and encodes 324 amino acids. The transcript has 13 exons. NCBI's taxonomy places the organism in Eukaryota, Viridiplantae, Streptophyta, Magnoliopsida, Rosales, Moraceae. Gene Ontology annotation, molecular function: cytochrome-b5 reductase activity, acting on NAD(P)H.